Messenger RNA from Carassius carassius (crucian carp), 924 nucleotides. Its product is annotated as macrophage immunometabolism regulator. Gene Ontology annotation, biological process: negative regulation of fibroblast migration; negative regulation of cytokine production involved in inflammatory response. Bases 159 to 791 code for a protein of 210 amino acids. Lineage: Eukaryota; Metazoa; Chordata; Actinopteri; Cypriniformes; Cyprinidae. The record is from RefSeq and is a predicted model, not a curated record. The transcript has 2 exons.
CUUGUGACGUCACGUGACUGAAUCCUGAAGCCUCAGCGGCUCGCGUCACGUGACUGGUAUCGACAGCAGACGCUGGGAGCUGCUCUGCUCUUCUCCUCUGACAGGGAUCUCGUCUGUGCUUCUCUCAAGCCCAGGUGUGCAGUCUCUCUGAACAGGUCAUGUCAUUAAAGAUGGAAAUGGAUGCCAGUGGGGUGUCCAGGGCACCCAUCUCUGUUCUGCCUGCUGCUGAGGUCAAAGCCAGCCUGAAGCCAGAAGCCGAUAAACCCCGGUGCUCCAGCACUCCCUGCUCCCCCAUUAAAAGUACUGUCUCAGGAUACCAGAUCCUCCACAUGAACUCCAACUAUCUAGUGGGCUUCACCACCGGUGAGGAGCUUCUCAAAUUAGCCCAGAAGUGGUCUAGCCCUGACAACAGCAACACAGAGGCCUUGCCCAGCCCCAUCAAAAAGCCUGUGGAUUUAAGCCUGCACCGAGCCUCGCGGAUUUACAAAGCCAAAAGCCGCUACUACCAACCGUAUGACAUCCCAGCCAUCAACGGACGCCGGAGGCGGCGCAUGCCCAGCUCGGGCGACGGCUGCUUGAAGUCGAUGGUGAGCGGGGAGCCCAGCAAGGCUUUACACGGGCCCCUGCCCCUCUGCCUGCUGAAGGGCAAGCGGGUGUACUCCAAGUCCCUGGACUACCUCAACCUGGACAAGAUGAGCCUCAGGGAGCCGGCGGACACUGAAGUGCUGCAGUACCAGCUACAGCAUCUCAAUUUGAGGGGAGAACGCGUGUUUACCCGAAACAAGACAUGAGUUCUCAGAUACACACCAUUCAGCGUCCACCUGCCUGCAGUUCAUAUAGGGCCUUGAUUUCUACCACUCUGAUUAUAGGCACUUCACUACUAAAGCCCGAAGUAUACUUCAGUUUUUACACAUACGUGAGGGU